GAGUGUGUUUACGGUUUUCAGUGAGUGCCUAUUAAUAGAAUAAUGUGUCAGCAAGAAUGUCGCGGUUGAGGUGAACUAGCUGUGCUGUGAUUGCUACCAAAUAUGUGCAUAAGUUUUAACGUGUUGUUGUGAACGCUGUUUACAGCGCGUUUCACUUGCGAUUUCAAUGCGAUUACUUGCUGUAAAUUACUCGUAUACUGUGGAAAUGACACCAUUACCUACAUACAACGUUAAUUGUGGUAAACCACAGAGCCUGAAGUCAGGCCGCGGACUGCCCGUGGUGAUACCCUCGGAGCACCGCUUUGUGCUGGCCGAGGAUGCCCUCAGCAAGCUCUUGCUGGAAGACGAUAUACGAGACCGCGCCGUCAUCGUGGUAUCGGUGGCCGGCGCCUUUCGCAAGGGAAAGUCUUUCCUGCUCGACUUCUUUUUGAGAUACCUCGAUCACACGUACAACCAUGGAAUGGGCGGCGACGACUGGAUGGGGUCGGAGGACGAGCCCCUGGAAGGCUUCAGCUGGCGCGGCGGCUCCGAGAGAGACACCUCGGGCCUGCUGCUCUGGUCGCAGCCCUUUAAGGCCACUCUGCCUAAUGGAGAUAAGGUGCUGAUCCUGCUGAUGGACACGCAAGGCACCUUCGACAGCGAGUCGACGGUGCGCGACAACGCGACCAUCUUCGCGCUCUCCACCAUGAUCUCCUCGGUGCAGAUCUACAACUUGUCGCAGAACAUAGAGGAAGAUGACUUGCAGCACUUACAGCUGUUCACAGAGUACGGGCGCCUGGCGCUGCAGAACAGCGUGGGCAAGCCGUUCCAGCACCUGCAGUUCCUGGUGCGCGACUGGAGCUUCCCUUAUGAGCACCCCUUCGGCCCCGAAGGCGGUCAACAGCUGCUCGAUAAGUGGCUUGAGAUCCACGAGGGCCAACACGAGGAAUUACAAACGCUGCGGAAGCACGUUGUGGCGUGCUUCGAGAAGCUGGCGUGCUACCUCAUGCCGCACCCCGGCCUCACCGUCGCCACCAACCCGCACUUCAAGGGGAAACUCUCAGACAUAAGCCCCGAGUUCAAGACGCACUUGCGCCAGUUCAUCCCGAUGCUGCUGUCUCCGGAGCAGCUGGUGCCGAAGACGACGGGCGGGCAGCGCGUGAAGGCGCGCGACCUGCUGCUCUACUUCAAGGCGUAUAUGACCAUCUUCAACGGGUCCGAACUGCCGGAACCGAAGUCUAUUUUGGAGGCGACAGCAGAAGCCAACAACCUGUCCGCGAUAGCCGAAGCUAGAGAAGUGUACGACGCGCUCAUGGACGAGGUGGCAGGCGGCACGAGGCCUUACCUGCAGCCCAAGGUGUUGGAGCAGGAGCACCGGCGCGCCAAGGACAAGGCGCUGCACGCCUUCCACAGCAAGCGGAAGAUGGGCGGCCAGGAGCUCGCCAACACGUAUAGCGUGCAGUUGGUUAAGGAAUUAGACGAGCUGUUCGAGCAGCUCCGUGCACACAACGAGGGCAAAAACAUCUUCAAGAUGGCCAUCACGCCCGCUGUGCUGGCUGUUCUCAUGUUGCUGGGAUACCUGCUGGGCGUUCUGGGUUCAGGCGUGGGCGUCCAGACGCUUGUAGCCGUGGGACAGGUCCUCACUAUCACUGCGGGGGCCAUGCUCACGUUAUGGGGAUACAGCAGGAUAACUGGCAACCUGCGAGACGUAGCUGUACAAAUAGAUGAAGGAGCUGAAACUGUCAAAAAUUAUCUAACACAGCAAGCUGUUGGCAACGCGACUGCGUCAACGAUGGGGCACAGCGAAGACAAGAAGUACUCAUAACAUUCCUACCUCACAGACUGAUCGAGACCUUAAGGCCAACGACUUUUGGACAAAAAUCAUUGUAGAAAAGAUAUUUGUCAGUUACACAAUGCCAGUUAUGUGUUAGGGCUACCAGAGUGUCAAAAUACUUCGCUUGAAGAUUGUUAUGGCGCAGUUACACUAUGCGGGAAA
Ostrinia furnacalis (Asian corn borer) is the source of this 1975-nucleotide messenger RNA. Its product is annotated as atlastin. Lineage: Eukaryota; Metazoa; Arthropoda; Insecta; Lepidoptera; Crambidae. The transcript is spliced from 11 exons. The record is from RefSeq and is a predicted model, not a curated record. Bases 167 to 1804 code for a protein of 545 amino acids. Gene Ontology annotation, molecular function: GTP binding; GTPase activity.